AUGACCCCGGACGCCUCAUCAUCCCCUAUACAGGGGUCUGCGCCGUCUUGCAACGUCAGCAGCAGCACCGCUGCUCUGCACCGCCCGAGGUUGUCGACGCCGCCCAGGCUAUCAUUUCUGAGCGGUAAUACGUGUACGGGUCCCGCUAGCAAUGCCGCUGCCAGCACGAGUCUCUCUGCUGGGAACAGCAGUGACAGGAGGAGGAGCCACAUUGCCGAGCCGUCACCGAGCUCUCACCCCAACACGAACAACAUGAACAACGGCAACAGCGAGAACAACGGCACCAGCGACAGCAACAGCAACAGCAACGACACCACACCGAGACCUCAGUCGCCACCACGCAAGACGGCCUUCGACCACGACGACCUGUCGCACCCCACCCACGGCGGCCGAGACGAGGACAGCACCCACGACUCCACAGACCACCACUACCACCAGCACUCGCGGUUCGCCACGUUCGCGUCGAGCAUGUUCAGGGGAUUAGGCGCGUCGGGGUCGUCGGCGCGGCCGCCCGCGGGCGGGAGCCCCACGUCGACGCCGCAGGACGACGAGCUGCUGAGCAUGGACAUCGAGGCCGCCAUCUACCGCGACGGCGACGCCUUCUCCCCGGCGGCGUACAAGAACCUGCAGCAGACGGCGUCGGGCCUGCUCGGCCGGUUCCAGGCGGCCUACCAGCAGCGCACGGCCGAGUGCCACGAGCUCCGGGCCGAGCGGGGCGUGCACCAGGACGAGAGGGACGAGGCCGACACGCGCAUGCAGCACCUCCGCAUGCAGCUCGAGGACAUGGCGCGCAAGGCGGCCGAGCAGGAGGCCAUGGUGCUGUCGCUGGCCGACGAACUCGAGCGCGAGAAGAGGAUGCGCGCCGACGAGAGGCACAAGAUGCUCAGCAUCAGCCGGCUGAACGCUCAAGCUCAAGCCCAAGCCCAGGCCCACGCUCACGUGCCGCCCUCGGAGUCCCCGACGACGGCGGCGAUGACGACGGCGACGACGACGACGACGUCUUCGUCAGCAUCGGUCUCGGUGUCCGAGGACCUGGGCGCAGAGGAGGACCAGAGGCGCCGCCAGCGUCGCAGCGCGGGGAGCAGCAGCGGCUGCAGCAGCAGCAGCAGCACCCGCAACAGCGGCGUGCCGUCCGGCGCCGAACGCUCGGACCUGGUCUUCGACACGGACGAGGAGAGCAUCGUCGAGGGCGCGAGCCUCUUCUCCCGCUCGCGCAGCCCCACCAUCGCCACCACGCUCACCGAUAUGGGCCCGCCCCCGCCGCCCCAUGCCCCCGCUCAUCACUCGACCCCGACCCCGGCGGAAUCGCCGUCCCUGCCUCAGCUGAAGAUGCGGCCUGCCGUCGAGGCCGUCGCCGCACCACCUCGCGCCUCACCGGUACGUGCCUCACCCCAGCCGCAGCAGAUGGGCGCCUUCCAGAAGCUGUUCAAGGGCAUAUCUGGGGAUCCGCAGCAGCCGCAGCACCAGCAGCAGACGCAGACCGUCUCGUCGUGCCGGAACUGUCAGGGCCAGGAGGCCAGUGUGGCCUGGGAUACGGUCAACCUCCUCAAGGAUGAGAACAAGGGCUUGAAGAUCAGGGUGAGUGAUCUCGAGGCGGCGGUUGAGGGUGCUCUCGAUGCUGUCAUCGGGAUUGGCAUCUAG
Geosmithia morbida is the source of this 1641-nucleotide messenger RNA. RefSeq lists its product as uncharacterized. The coding region runs from base 1 to 1641 and encodes 546 amino acids. Lineage: Eukaryota; Fungi; Ascomycota; Sordariomycetes; Hypocreales; Bionectriaceae. The record is from RefSeq and is a predicted model, not a curated record. The transcript is spliced from 2 exons.